AACGUUUCCGCCGUGGGCGAAGCGCCAAACUAAUGUGACCCCACAGCUGUUAGGCUUGUGACGUACGACGUGAAUGUAAUAAGUGUUGAUGAUGGAAACCGCUGACGGCCGCUCUCAGGUGGAAAACACAGAUGUAUUCCUGCCCCUGUCAUCGCUGCGGCUGCUGAUCCCCCCCCUGCGGCUGCUCUCUGCGGCGAUGUGGCAGGUGGCCCAGCGGCGAGACGUUCUCGAUUACGAAAAGCUGGAGGAGUUUGUGUCACUGGUGACGGCCACCGUUCCCGACCUGCUCACUCCGAAGCAACGGGGCAAACUGCUGCUCCGACUGCGAUCGCGGAUUAUUCUUGAGCUGUGUAGAAAUGAGGAAACGGCCAACGUGUUGUGUGUAGAGUCUCACCUAGAACGAAUCCGCCCACAAGGACACACAGGGAGUGGAGAUGCAGAGGUGGACGCAGAGGAGGCCAUUUUCAUGGAGCUCAUCCAAACUCUCCUCAAAGACCCAGCGGAGCGGGAGCAUUUUUACCAGGAGGUCUUUCCAACAGAAUACGGCCUCAGCUAUGACACAGACAUGCAGCUGCUCGUUUGGGAGUUUCUCUCCAAACUGGAGAAACUCCUGCCAGUGCCAGACCUCGGUCAGACAGUUUUGUGGUUGACCUCUGCCCCCUCCGUACUGAGAGACUGCCUGCAGGCGCUCUCCAACCCUGAUGACCUGAGGUCUCUCUUGCAACACCAUAAAAGCCUAGAACGCCUUGGCGCACAAGGUACCACUGUGGAGAUGUCCACCCAGGUCUUUGCCUGCUCCGAGUGUCCGUUCUUCCACAUGCAGGAGUCCUACCUGCUGCAGCACAUCGAGCACAGUCACCCAGAGAACUACAGCAAAUUCCAGAAGGCCGCGGAGACCGCAGAGGCCCCCAGGAAGAGGGUCCGGUGCCCCGAGUUCCCAAAGCCAUUCCCCAUCCACGACAGGCCUGACCCUCACAUGUGCCGGGAAUGUGGCAAAACUUUCACCCGCGCCUCAGACGUGACUCGUCACCAGCGGACGCACACGGGCGAGCGCCCAUACACCUGCGGGGAAUGCAAGAAGGGGUUCAAGAACUCGUGGGAUCUGACCAGACAUCAGCGCAUUCACACCGGAGAGCGACCCUUCCUCUGCUCCCAGUGUGGCAAACGGUUCACGCAGAUGGGUCUGCUCAAACUGCACUUUGAGCGGACCGCCUGCGGCCAGAAGUGCAACCCUCCGCUAGACUUAACCACAGAGGUUGUCGUAGCAGAGGAGACUUCAGAGAAAGGCGGCGGCCAGUACAAAUGUCAGAAAUGUGGCGAGAGCUUCAGGAGCAUCCUGGAGCGGCUGAGGCACAGGCAGGGCCAUGUGGUGCGGCGUCAGUACAAAUGCUCUCAGUGUGAGAAGAUCUAUGGCCGAGCGUCAGAUUUGAAGAGACACCAGAUGAAUCACACCGGUGAGCGGCCGUUUUCCUGUGAGUGCGGCAAAGGCUUCACACAUGUGUGGCUCCUGAAUAAGCACCAGCAGAUCCACACCAGGGAGCGGCCGUACCCGUGUGCCGAGUGUGGGAAGAGCUUCACGCAGCUUCAGAUACUUAACAGGCACCUGUUGACCCACAAUGGUCAGCGACCUUUCCAGUGCUCCUACUGUGAGAAGGGCUUCACCCAGCUGGCCAGCCUCACACGCCACGAGAGAAUCCACACAGGUGAGCGGCCAUACGUCUGCGUCACCUGCGAGAAGACAUUCCUCACACACGGAGAGCUGGGCAGACAUCAGCGCAGCCACAGCAACUUUAGGCCCUUCAGUUGCUCCCAGUGCCCCAAGAGCUUUAAGACCAAGCGUGCGCAGAGCGAACACCUCAACACGCACACCGGCGAGCGUCCAUUUGUGUGCGCGCGCUGUGGGAAGAGUUUCGCCAAGUCGACCUCCCUCGUGCGGCACAAUCUGACACACACAGGCGAGCGGCCCCACCAGUGCUCCCAGUGCGGAAAGACCUUCCUCACGUCUGGUGAGCUGCUCCUGCACAAACGGAUCCACACGGGAGAAAGGCCUUAUCCCUGCUCCUACUGCGAGAGGAGGUUCAGGUGCUCGUCCGACCUCAACAUGCACACCCGAACACACACUGGGGAGAAGCCGCACAGCUGCCUGCUCUGUAAGAAGGGCUUCUCUACGUCUACGAGGCUGAAGAGACACAUGCGCACACACACGGAGAAGGGCGCCAUUGUGGAAUCAUUUCAUCUUUGAGCUGUCAGGGGCUGAGGACGUAUUUAUUUUAACAUUGGGAUUGUUAUAAUUAAAAAAUCCAAAAACUGAGUAGUUAAAUAUUUUUUUAUUUUGGUGAUGCACUGUUACGUGAAUAUCAUCUUGGGGAAAUUGUAAUCGUGUAUGAUCUGAACAAAAAGAAAGAUACAAAAUGUUAACAUGAUUUUAGCAGCUUACAAUGAGUGUAUUCAACCUCCUGAUAAGAAUCAGAUGUAAUAAUUGCAAACCUCAUAAACAAACAAAAGCAUCUUCAGUGCAAUGAAAGGCUUUGUUAAGAUAAAUGGAACCAGUCUAGUGCUUCAAAUAUUAACGUAAUAAUAGUAUUCUAUCCAUCCAACAAAGUUCGGAAAGUCUGUGGGUCUUUCUGGCUUAUGACCCUUUAAAAUUAGGCAUGAUUGGGUUUUUCUUUUAGAAAACUGGCAAUAAUUAUAGAUGCAUGUUAGAAAUGUUGCUGUGUAUUCUUUUCUGUCUUGUUUUCAUUUAUCCCUCCUGACCCCAGGAAUCUCACUAAACAAAAUUAUUAAAAGUUAGCAAGCCCAGUAAAGGGCUGUGAAAACAGUCGAGGAAUUAAAUUUGAGUUUAUUAAAGGAAUACUCCAUUCAA
Molecule: messenger RNA, 2863 nt
Organism: Scophthalmus maximus (turbot)
Lineage: Eukaryota; Metazoa; Chordata; Actinopteri; Pleuronectiformes; Scophthalmidae
Product: zinc finger protein ZFP2-like
Exons: 7
Coding region: 89-2242 (717 amino acids)
Source: RefSeq, a predicted model, not a curated record